AGUUUAUAUUAAUAGUAAAUGUUUAGAGGAAUCGAGAUUAUUGUUCAACUAAAAUGGCGAGCGGAACAAAGCGCGUUUACGAAGCUCGCUCCAAAUACCCGGAUCGUACCAAAAACAUUGAAAAUUCUUUUGCGCCUUUGACGGUCGUAAUAAAAUCUCUGGAAACAGGCAUAUUGCUGCUUAACUCAAAGGAGGAGCCCGUAUUACAAGUUGUACUCAGUCAUUUGGCGGAGUUUGCUCGAAAACAGGAUGAGAAUAUACUGGAACUGAAGAAACAGCAAUUGUUGGAGUUGCUGAUCGAUAAGGGGAUCUAUAUGUAUGCGGAGAAUGUAAUUAUCCGCCGAUUCGCCUUGUUCCAUAUCACUCUGGUGCUGGAUAACACGGAACUGGGCGAAUACGAUACGGAGAAGAUCGCACAGCUGCUGGACGUGUGCUUUAGGUUCUAUCUGAAGGAGAGCGAUGAGUUCUGCAUCGAGUAUCUGACCUAUAUAGUCAAUUUGUGUUUGCGUGAUCCGAAAGUGGCUCAGAACGUACUGGAAAAUAUUGAAUUUCUUGAGAAGUUCAAGAACAUAUUCAUUAAUUCGGAUAAUCCAGAUACCGUGCUCAAUUCUAUUGAAGCGUUGCACAAAAUUCUACAAGUUCAAAGCGCCGAGGAGAUGCUCGAGUUCACCACCCUGCCGGGAUUCCCUGUUGAUCGCAUUAUCUGCGAGCUGACCAAUGAGUUCCUGGAGAUCCGUUUGGCCGCCAUCAAGGUGCUCAAGACCCUGUUGGCCGAUACCAGUGACGAGAGUGUUUUCGAGCCAGUGCAUCGCUGCUUCUUUGUGCUGCAGCAGCUGGUCAAAGCGUUCUGCGCGAAUCCCAGGGCGCCCGACGCCCUUGGCAUUAUCGAGGUGAUGGCCACGGCUCUGCGCUCCGAGAAAAUGACCAAGCUGUUCUUUGAGCAGAAUCUCUUUGACCAGAUGGUAGAGCAUCUGAAGGAGGAUAUAGACUUACUGCCAGCUGAAGUCGUCUGCACCGUCAUUUCCAUAUUCGCCGAAGCGGCCAAAUACGAAAGGUACCUGCCACGCAUCCACAAUGCCAACAUUACGCAAAUGUUGCUGAAGUGCCUGCUGAGCAGCAAACCGGAACCAGCUCCAUUUGUCAUCAUGGGUCUGAAUCGCAUGAUUGCUCAUCCGGAGGCACUGCGUACCAUUGUCGCCGAGUACGAAAAUGGGGCCCUCUCACGCUUGGUUAGCCUGGUGCGUUCACCGGACGUGUCCAUUAAGACACGCGAGCAGGCCGCCGAGUUCAUCGGGAGUUUGCUGGUCAGCUCAUUCCGUAGCACAUCCGAGAAGCUAAUGGAAAUAAACAUAUCUGAAGCGUUGGCAACCACCCUAAGGCAGGGUUUGCCGGAACUAUCGAUAGAUCUGAUAUUGUCGCUGCUGGCGAUUAUCGAGAGCUUGGCCGCCAAUGAUGAGUAUCGCACGACUAUGGGCGAAUAUACGCCGCUCGCUGAACAAAUUGCACAGCUACUUAUGCGCUCCUAUGCUCACUCCAUAUUGGUCCACAACAUAUUCCGCUGCCUGUGCACAAUUAUCGACGAGGCGCCCGUUCGCGAGGUGCUGCUCAGUAAUUAUAUCGUGUCCUCAAUAAAGCGCGCUCUCAAAUCUCUGUCCAAUCUGGUCAAGACCGCUGUCACCAACUUUAUACUACAGACCACACGAUUCAAUUGUUUCGUAGAUGCCUACAUUGAUCGUGGCAUUCUCGAGGUACUGAUGCUGUUCCAGAAGCAUGCGUUCUGCGUUUCCACUUGGGGUCCGGCUAUUGAAAGCAUUCUGUCCAAGUGCCCCACCAUGAAGUUCUGUAUUCGCAACUGUUUGAGCUUUACGGAUAUAACCGCUGGCAAGGAUUUUUACGUGUCCAAGCGUAAGUUUGAAGAUUUCCGCUGCUUUCAGAAUAUAUUGAGACAUGACUGUUCGCCGCUGGACGCUGUGCUAGUGGUGAACUUUGACCGACCCUCUGUGGAUGCGGAUGAUGUGAUUUGUGUGCCAUCUCAUUGCCUGCACGAUAUCGAUAUUGCGGGCGACCAGAAGUGGGCUUAUUGCAAGCGACCCGCUGAUACCAAGCUGCCUGAAUUCCUCGAAGCGCUUAAUGAGACCUUGGCCUUGCACGGCCUUGUGGAGAAUCCAGACAGAAUCAGACGCAGCAUUGACUUUGAGAAUGUGGCCAAGCGCAGCAAGAUUAUAGCCGAGGCCGUCAACAGCGUCAUGUCGGAGGACAUCAAGAUUCUCGAUCUGAACACCACCGAGGAGUGCUCCCGCCACACUGUACGCUGUCAUCUGGAGGCCCUGCGCCACAUCUUUCACACCAACUUCAUACCCUUGGGCGAGGUGCGCAGCGGCUGUCAAUUCGAGCGUGCCAUACUCUUCAAGUGCUUCGCCGAUCAGAUUGGUCUGCCCUGCACCCUGCAGCGCAGCGUGGACGGUCGCAUGCUGUACAACGAAGUGCCGUUGCCUCUGGAAAUGGAGAAGGACAUACAUUGCGACAAGAAGACCUUGAAAUUUAUGCCCUGGCGAAUGCUGCGUCCCACACACAUUGUUGACCUUAUGUAUAAUAUAGGCGAACUCUACCCCAUGCAGUGCCGCCAGGCCCUACAGUAUUUGCGCCUCUACUGAGGCUAGAUUCAAAAGAUUUUAUUGUUGUUUUUAUGCAAAAUUUUGAUGUUAGCCCCAAUAAAUAUUCAGCAAUAUUAUAGUGGGUCAAGCGG
Molecule: messenger RNA, 2746 nt
Organism: Drosophila novamexicana
Lineage: Eukaryota; Metazoa; Arthropoda; Insecta; Diptera; Drosophilidae
Exons: 4
Coding region: 54-2654 (866 amino acids)
Source: RefSeq, a predicted model, not a curated record